AAUAAAGAUUUCACGUAGAAGAUAGUUGUGUGGGAGGAAGUAAAAGUCUGUAUUUUUAAAACUUAGUCAGUGAGUUGGCUAAAUGAAAUAAACAACCCCUUAUUGAUGAAUACUAGUAGUAAAUGCAACAGAUAGCUGUCUUUUGAGAGAUAUUGUGGUCGUGGGGAGCAGAACUUGAAAAGGGAUUUGAGGUUGAAAUUCUCUUCUAGCUUUUGUAGAGGAGUGUUUUUCUUGAACUUUGUCACAUGGUAGUUUCUCUGGCAAUGAGAAUUCAGCUUUGUUUUCUGGUUGUUUGGAUACAUAUUCUGGCAAUAACAGCAUGGACAAAUCCUGAUGAUUUUGCUGCACUACAGUCUCUCAAGGAUUCAUGGCAGAAUGUUCCACCCAAUUGGGCUGGAGCAGAUCCCUGUGGGAGUCAAUGGGAAGGAAUUGGAUGCAGAAAUUCACGAGUGAUUUCUAUAACAUUAUCAAGUAUGAGUUUGAGCGGUCAGCUAUCUGGAGACAUUCAAGGAUUAUCUGAAUUGCAGACUUUGGAUCUAUCAUACAACAAGGAGUUGACAGGAUCUCUUCCUCAGUCUAUUGGAAAAUUGACAAAGCUAUCAAAUUUGAUCCUUGUUGGUUGUGGGUUUUCUGGACCAAUACCAGAUUCCAUUGGAUCUCUCACCCAGCUGGUUUUUCUAUCUUUAAACUCUAACAACUUUAUUGGACGAAUACCUGCUACCAUUGGCUAUCUUUCAAAGCUUUAUUGGCUGGAUUUAGCUGACAAUAAGCUUACUGGAACACUUCCAGUCUCUAGUGGGAGCUCACCUGGUCUUGAUAUGCUUCUUCAUACUAAACACUUUCAUUUUGGGAAGAAUCAGCUAUCCGGUGAAAUUCCAGCUCGACUUUUCCAUUCUAAUCUCACUCUGAUUCAUCUGCUAGUGGAGAACAACCAGCUUACUGGAAAUAUACCGGAUACAUUAGGACUUGUCCAGACUAUGGAAGUGCUUCGUCUUGACAGGAAUUCGUUAAGCGGAUCUGUGCCACAAAACCUCAACAAUCUCACACAUGUCAAUGAACUCCACAUAUCAAACAAUAAUUUGGAUGGUCUUUUGCCGAAUCUCACUGGCAUGAAUGUCCUCAAUUACUUGGACAUGAGCAAUAAUUCGUUUAAUGCAUCAGAUUUUCCAUCAUGGAUUCCAGACCUGCAAUCUUUGACAACAGUGGCAAUGGAAAACACAGGACUCCAAGGAUUAGUUCCAGCUAAAUUAUUCAGCCUUUUCCAGUUGCAGACUGUCAAUAUGAGGAAAAACAGACUUAAUGGCACACUUGAAAUUGACUCCGCGUAUAGUGAUCAGUUGCAACUCAUUGAUAUGCAGAGCAAUCUUAUUGAUUCAUUUACUCAAAGACCAGGAUAUCCCUUUCAGAUCUUACUUGCAGGUAAUCCUGUCUGCAAUGAAGGAACAACACAAACUUACUGUGUCCAAGCUCAACAAGCUGAUUCAUAUUCUACUCCACCAGAAAAUUGCUUGCCAACUGAGUGCAGCUCUGAUCAAAUUUCUAGUCCUACCUGUAAAUGUGCUUUUCCAUAUACAGGCAACCUAGUCUUCAGAGCUCCUUCCUUUUCCAACUUAGGAAACAAAACUACUUAUGAGACUCUCCAAAAAUCUUUGAUGCUUACAUUCCAAAACCGUCAACUGCCUGUCGACUCAGUUUCCCUCAGCAACCCUACAAAAAAUUUGGAUGACUACCUUGUAAUACACCUGCAAGUUUUUCCUUCUAGCCAAGAUUUUUUCAAUCGAACUGGAGUUUCUGGAAUAGGUUUUGUGCUUAGUAAUCAGACUUUCAAGCCCCCGUCGACAUUUGGACCUUUCUUCUUCAUUGGUGAAGGCUAUAAAUACUUCGAUGGUGCAUCCAGUGGAUCACACAAAUCAUCUAGUACAGGCAUUAUCAUUGGAGCAGCAGUUGGUGGUUCUGUCCUUGUAAUUUUAGCACUAAUCGUUGGUAUUUAUGCUUUCCGACAAAAGAAAAGAGCUGAAGAUGCUGAUAGGAGGAAUGAUCCUUUUGCAUCCUGGGACUCAAAUAAACAUAGUGGUGCUGUUCCACAGUUGACAGGAGCAAGAUUCUUUUCAUUUGAGGAGCUCAAAAAAAUGACAAACAAUUUUUCAGAAACUAAUGAUAUUGGAUCUGGUGGUUAUGGCAAG
This is a messenger RNA of Nicotiana tabacum (common tobacco), 2183 nucleotides long. Lineage: Eukaryota; Viridiplantae; Streptophyta; Magnoliopsida; Solanales; Solanaceae. The record is from RefSeq and is a predicted model, not a curated record.